AUGUCCCUCCGGUGGCUGCUGUCGCGCACACUUGCGAUCCUCCUCCCACUCACAGUCACCGCCACUGUUUACCUCUAUUUCUACCCAGUCUUCGACGGCUGCGCCUUUCCUCUACCAAGAUCUCACGCCUCUGAAUCGGAACCAAAGUCAUCAAUAAGACAAUUCCACCAAAACGCCGUUCUAAACACCUUCCUCCAACACCUCGGCAUCUCACCCUCAACCCCAGACCCAAGCACCGAACCGGCGAUCUUCAGACUCCUAGUCCUCGCAGACCCCCAAUUAGAAGGCGACACCUCCCUCCCAUUCCCGGAAUAUGAACUAUACCCACGCAUACAAACCCACUGGCGAGCCGUCCAAGAAGCAAUCGGCAAUGCAACCACAACCACCCCCAAAACUUCAUUUGCACAAGCCCUCCUAAACGAAACCGUCCUUUCAAACAUAACAACCAGCCUGCGCGAACUAGCAACAGAAGAUAUCCCACGCGCCUUCAAAUCCGCCCUGAAACGCCUCGACCUCUUCGGAAACGACUUCUACCUCGCGCACAUCUACCGCACGCUAUUCUGGUGGACGCGCCCAACACAUACAACCGUCCUCGGCGAUCUGGUGGGCAGCCAAUGGAUUUCGAAUGAGGAGUUCGCUUGGCGCGGAUACCGGUAUUGGAAUCGUGUGUUCCAUGGCGGAGAGCGCGUGGACGAUAACCUCACGCGGACUGGUGCUGUUGGUGCGAGUAGUAAGGAUAAAGCUGCGCCGCCGGUGGAAUUGCUAGGUGUGGAUGCGGACCCGGCUUGGGCGAGGCGGGUUAUUAACAUUGCUGGUAACCAUGAUAUUGGCUACGCGGGUGAUAUCGACGAGGCGCGCAUGGAACGUUUCGAGCGUGUGUUUGGUCGUGCGAAUUGGGAUGUCCGUUUUGAACAUUCUCCUGUGAAUGUAUCAGUCUCGGCUGGAGAGGGUUCCUCCUCUUCUGCGCGGGAAUCGGUUGUUACGCCUACUCUGCAUCUGAUCAACCUCAAUUCUCUCAUGUUUGAUACUCCCGCGCUCUCUUCAGUUGUUCAAGACCGGACUUAUGCUUAUCUGAACGAGCUGAUUUCUCACCGGCUUGCGCCAGUUGAGGACCGGUCAGCGUUUACACUUCUUCUGACGCAUUUGCCUCUCCAUAAACAAGAUGGCAUCUGCACUGACGGUCCUUACUUCUCGUUCCACGAGUCCGAAGAUGAUGACGGUCCCGAUGGAGUCCCCCGUUGGCGUGAAAGCGGUCUCAAGGAGCAGAACCAUAUCAGUGAUACACUCAGCGCUGGCGGUAUCCUGCAGGGUAUCUUUGGAAUGAGUGGCGAUGAGCGUGCACCUCUCGGUGGACAAGGUCGGAAUGGGCUUAUUCUUACGGGGCAUGAUCACACUGGCUGUGAUGCUGUUCAUUAUGUCAAUCGUACUUCCAAGGAAGUAGGUGAUGACCAAGAGCAAAAAGAGGAGGAUCAGAGUACCAAUAGUCCUUCUCAGUCUUGGAAGUGGGCUGCCAAACGCUAUGAGGAGAACCAGCAGAUCAACAGUCCUUCUAUUCGGGAGGUGACUCUUCGCUCGAUGAUGGGUGAGUUUGGCGGUAAUGCCGGUCUCCUCUCGGCGUGGUAUGAUCAGGCUGUUGGCGAGUGGAGCUACGAGAUCACUAUGUGUCCUGCCGGGGUACAGCAUAUCUGGUGGGCUGUCCAUGUUCUUGUGCUUGUGACGCUUGGUGUCGCGCUGGUUUGGUUCCUACUUGGAUUUGUUGCCUUUGGUAAUGAUGGAGCGAGAACAGAUGCUCGUUCGCAAUCUGACAGGAAGGAGCAGAAGCUGCGUCCGCAGGAGUCUUCAAAUGUACAGUCGGAAGAGCCGAAGACAAGAGGACAGAAGAAAUAG
Penicillium canescens is the source of this 1887-nucleotide messenger RNA. RefSeq lists its product as uncharacterized. Lineage: Eukaryota; Fungi; Ascomycota; Eurotiomycetes; Eurotiales; Aspergillaceae. Gene Ontology annotation, biological process: GPI anchor biosynthetic process. Gene Ontology annotation, cellular component: endoplasmic reticulum. The transcript has a single exon. Bases 1 to 1887 code for a protein of 628 amino acids. The record is from RefSeq and is a predicted model, not a curated record.